Laetiporus sulphureus 93-53 is the source of this 1227-nucleotide messenger RNA. RefSeq names its product UMP-CMP kinase. Lineage: Eukaryota; Fungi; Basidiomycota; Agaricomycetes; Polyporales; Laetiporaceae. The transcript has 5 exons. The record is from RefSeq and is a predicted model, not a curated record. The coding region runs from base 192 to 980 and encodes 262 amino acids. Gene Ontology annotation, molecular function: UMP kinase activity; ATP binding. Gene Ontology annotation, biological process: 'de novo' pyrimidine nucleobase biosynthetic process; UDP biosynthetic process; CDP biosynthetic process. Gene Ontology annotation, cellular component: nucleus; cytoplasm.
CCGCUGUACUUUGUCGGGAUCUCGCUCGCAUCCUUUGGCGCGUUUUACUACUUGGUAAAGUACAGAGCGGCCACGUACCCCGCGUCGAGGCAGCCCAGGCAGCACGACAGCCCGCUCAUACCCCCGCGUCACGUCGGCAGGGACGACGAUCCAACCGCCUCUGAACCCCGCGCGAAACCAUCGACAUCGUCAUGACAGGCGUGUUCGAGAAGAUCUCCGAGGCGCUGCAUAUCAAAAAGCAUCCCCAGGAGCAUGAGCAGAAGGAGGAGUCUGCAGAGGCACAGUCGCCAGCACACGCGGAUGCUACCGCGUCUGCUUCUGUAAUCACUUCGCCCGUUUUUGAUAAGAGCAAGAUCACUGUAGUUUUUGUGUUGGGAGGCCCUGGAGCGGGCAAAGGCACGCAAUGUGCGAACCUCGUGCAGGACUUUGGGUUCUGCCACCUCUCCGCUGGCGAUCUCCUGCGCGCCGAGCAGAACCGCGCGGGCUCCGAGUACGGCGAGAUGAUACGCAACUGCAUCAAGGAGGGCCAGAUCGUCCCGAUGGAAGUGACCAUCAAGCUGCUCGAGAACGCGAUGCGCGCGGCGCUUGCGGAGGAGCGCGCCGGGGAAGGCUGGGCGGAGGGCCGCGGCCGCUUCCUGAUCGACGGGUUUCCGCGCAAGAUGGACCAGGCGCUCAAGUUUGACGAGGAGGUGUGCGAGUCGUCGCUUGUGAUGUUCUUCACGACGACGGAGGACGAGAUGCUCAAGCGGCUUCUUGAGCGCGCAAAGACGAGCGGCCGUGAGGAUGACAAUGAGGAGAGUAUCCGGAAGCGCUUCCGUGUGUACAAGGAGCAGACGAUGCCUGUCGUUGAGCAUUACAAUGAGCAGCACAAGGUCGUCACGAUCGAUGCGAGCGCAAGCAUCGAAGAAGUGCACGAGAAGGCAAAGACGGUCGUCGAGGAGCUCUUCAAAGGAGAGAUUGCUCGCAACGUCACUGCUUGACCUGUUCCUUCGUGAUGCAUUGUUGUUCGUAGAUUGGUUAUCGAGUUGCCAUAUACCACGGAGAUGUAGUUGAUACUCACAUAUACAGAGACAUUUCGCAGCGAAGCAUGUUCGAAAGCCUCAAGUGAACGUCAGACUGGUGAUGCAUGAUGUCCAGAAACGCCUCCUUUUUUGAGAUCGGUCGCCCGUACGAGAACAGAAGGAAGAUACAGAGAAGUAAACAAAUAUUUGUAACAGCUGCAAAGGG